CAAAAUCAAAUAAUAUAAUUCCACCACUUGUUAUUUUUUAAACCAACAAUGUUUUCUCUCUACUACAAAAACCUUUGGCCACCCCACCACUCAACAACCCGUAUGCACUUUUCACACCACCACCAUCUCCUCCACCGCCAUGGACGGCGGCGACAAGUCCGCUGCCGGCUUGUACCGGUUACUGUUGGAUCGGUUCCAGAGUCUGGAGGCCAGCCACCAGAAACUCCAGGAACAGUUUCAAGUUCUCUUGCAAGAGAAGACUAGCAAUGUUAGCACCAAGACUUUUCAAGAAAAGGAUGUGACCUCAGAUUCCGGAGACAUGUCGUCAUUCCCCGGAUGGGAUUCCGUUCCCGGAACGUUCUAUGGCGGGCACCCGUAUAGGAAGGUGCUGGAGCACAUGGGGCAUGCAGUUCACGUCUGUAGAGCUGGUUCCGGGGAGAUCAUUUAUUGGAACUGUGCAGCUGAAAAGCUUUUCGGAUAUAAAGAAUAUGAUGUGAUUGGACAGAGAGUUGUUGAACUUCUCUUUGAUGAAGAACAUUAUCGUUUGGCUCGGGCACUGUUAGAAAGGUUGAGCGCUGGGGAGUCUUGGUCAGGUCAGCUCCCUCUCAGGAAGAGGUCCGGCCAAAAUUUCAUGGCAAUGGUUACCAAGAGCCCGUUAUACGAGGAUAGCGAGCUCGUUGGCAUUGUCACUGUGUCUAGUGAUGCAGCUGUAUUUAAUUACUCAAAUUGGGGAAAUAUGCGAGCACAUGAAGAUCAUGCUAAUGGACAUUCAUUCCGUAGAAUAAAUUUGAAGAAGAUCCAGUGGCAUCCACAACCACAGAUUGCAGCCGUGCCCCAGCUCGCAUCUUCUGUUUCCAAUUUGGCUUCAAAAUUUUUGCGGAAACGUGGGGAUAUUUCCUGUAAUACAUGUAGAUCUACAACAGAGGGUGAGCAAGCUGAAGUAGAAAGUCAAGAUGCACGAGCAGAUAGACCGCCAAGGGCCCCUACUGCAAAGCCUGGUUUCAGUUUGUCCAUAGGGAAGAGCAAAGCGGAAUCGAUGAGCUCGGAGAGCCAAGAAUCAACAUUUGAACUUGCUCAGGCUCCGAAAUUUGCCAUAAAGCUCUUUUCAAAAUUGCAAAUAGGAGCGAUCAGCAAUGUAGAGAAAGCCGUGGAUGAGAAUAUUCAACAAAAUGGAUCUGAAGAUAAUUCAAGGAGAAAGGAGGCAGCAAAUGGAGCAUGCUGCCGGAGAGAUUCAAUAGAGAGCACUUCUCCUAUUUGUAAUCUCGACGCUAACAAUUAUCAUGCAGAGGAUGAUCUGGCAGGAACUCCCCAUGCUUUAGAAAGAAAACAACGAGACACACAUUUGAACCCCUCUGUUACUAAUGAUCAGUUGCUAAGAUCAAGUGAUGAAAAAGAGUCUGUGGCUAACGUGCCAAAUAUAAAACCAUUGGAUUCAGAAGAUGCGUCUCCUAGACAGUCGGAUUGUCAUAAAAUUCCAACUUCAGGUGAGAGUUUUGGCAGUGGACACGGAAGCUCCUCAAGCAGAGGUGAAAAUGAUUCGCACAUGGUUGUGGAUAUUGAGAUUCGUUGGGAAGAUCUCCAAUUGAGGGAGCAAGUUGGGCAAGGUUCAUUUGCAGUUGUGUAUCGUGGAGUCUGGAAUGGAUCGGAUGUCGCAGUUAAGGUAUAUUCUGGAAGUCAGUACAGCGAGCAGACUUUGCUCGACUAUAAAAAAGAGAUCGAUAUCAUGAGAAGACUGAGACAUCCAAAUGUAUUGCUGUUCAUGGGAGCAGUGUGCACUGAGGAAAAACUUGCCAUGGUCACAGAGUACUUGACCAGGGGAAGUCUCUUCAAAACUCUUCAUAGGAACAACCAGUCGUUGGAUGUCAAACGACGUCUGAAGAUGGCUCUUGAUGUGGCCAGAGGCAUGAACUAUUUGCACCACAGAAAUCCUCCAAUAGUACAUAGAGACCUGAAAUCUUCAAACCUUCUCGUCGAUAAAAGCUGGACCGUGAAGGUUGGAGACUUUGGCUUAUCAAAGUUGAAGGAUUCAACUUUCUUAACGGCAAGAUCUGGAAGAGGCACACCUCAGUGGAUGGCACCUGAAGUCCUUCGCAAUGAACCUUCAACAGAAAAGUCAGAUGUCUUCAGUUACGGUGUGAUACUGUGGGAACUAAUGACUGUACGCAUUCCUUGGAGCAACCUUAACUCCUUGCAGGUUGUUGGAAUCGUCGGCUUCAUGGACCGCAGAUUAGACAUUCCAGACAACAUGGAUCACCAAAUUUCUUCCAUCAUCUCCGACUGCUGGCAAAGCAACCCUGAGGACCGCCCGUCAUUUGAAGACAUCAUCCGUAGAAUGACAGACUUAGUCCACACAAGUUCUGGAGCAACAGCCAGGACGGCUUCCACGCCUUAAAAUGUUCGUUCUGACAGCCUCGAUGACUUAUAGGAUAGAACCUUACCGCCUUUUGUUUCACUAGUGACCUUUUCUUACAACCCUUUUGGUAAGUAAACUAGCAUAGUUUGCAUCACUCUGUCAGAAAAUCGAGUGAAACUGAGGUUUGUUUCCCGAGUUUUUCAUGCAUCAGUUUUGGUUCUUGGGCUGAUAUGGGAUUGUACAUUCUCUUCAUUGUUUUACUUCAACUAAAAAAUCAUAUGAAAACAUGUUAUUUUUUAUUUAAAUGAAAUAGAAUGAUGUUAUGGUAAGAACUAAGAAGGAAUUG
Molecule: messenger RNA, 2699 nt
Organism: Sesamum indicum (sesame)
Lineage: Eukaryota; Viridiplantae; Streptophyta; Magnoliopsida; Lamiales; Pedaliaceae
Product: PAS domain-containing protein tyrosine kinase family protein
Biological process (GO): regulation of DNA-templated transcription; protein phosphorylation
Molecular function (GO): ATP binding; protein serine/threonine kinase activity
Source: RefSeq, a predicted model, not a curated record